AUGCCUUCGUCAAACCCCCAAAAGACCACAGGAGUCGAAAUUAAUAAUGACUCUACCGGGAUUGAUCCCGAUUUCGAUUCCUCGCGGCCUCUCUUCCACUCGCGACACUCCUCCGUAAAUAGUCACACGUCGAGGACCUCGAGGACCUCUCAGCGCCAGGGCGUCUCUCGUCCCUCUAACAGCGCACUGAAUGCAGUAAAGCCGAAGAACUCUUCAACACCAAGGGCUCCCGUAGGAUCCUCCCGUCAACAUCACGACAAGGACUCGUCCACGGAUGACGCGUCUGACGAUGACAAUAUGAUGGCGACUAACCGACCUCCGCAAAAUUGGAUUGGGGGUCAUCGGUCCAAAUCACAGGUGCCUUUGUUGAAGGAUGAGGAGCGUGGCCGGCGGAUAAGUCGCCCAACUUCUGCUGACGGAAAUGAUCUGACUCGGCCUACUUAUAUGACGAGGAGGAGGUCAACGUUAAGAAGUAGGACUCCCGAAUAUUCCGCCAACAAUGCAACGCGGAGGAAAUACUAUGUUGCCUCGUUUUUCCUCGUCGUGAGUUUGGUGAGUUUCGUCGUGCAGACCGAAACAGCUGUGUAUAUUCAGCAUGACUUAGGAUGGGAGAAACCGUACUGCAUGCUUUAUUUAACUCAUGGAUCGUGGAUAUUCCUUUGGCCCGUGCAGCUACUACUACUCCGAAUCCAGAAACGUAAACUUUCAUGGGAUGCAUUCUGGAGACGGCAUAUAUACAUUGUCCGAACCACGGCACAGAUGGUCGAAUCCCGGAACCUCCACCUCACCACACGAAACCUCCAUCAAUCGCCAGUCCGAUAUAUCCUCCGAACCACUGCGCUGGUUGCAACUUCACUGACCGUUGCUGGUGGUUCAUGCAAUCUACAAUUGUUCUGCUUUUUUUGCAUGGAUGGAUGGGUGCGUGGUGAACGAGUUAAGUGGCCGGUUCGCACCCCGGUGAUUUGUUAG
Messenger RNA from Histoplasma capsulatum G186AR, 969 nucleotides. RefSeq lists its product as uncharacterized. The record is from RefSeq and is a predicted model, not a curated record. Lineage: Eukaryota; Fungi; Ascomycota; Eurotiomycetes; Onygenales; Ajellomycetaceae. The transcript is spliced from 4 exons. The coding region runs from base 1 to 969 and encodes 322 amino acids.